UUUCUCCCUCUCAGAACCUUCCUGCCGCCGAGUUCGGACCUCGCUGCUCCAGCCUCCGGGCCCCGUCCCAUCCUUCCAGCCUGCGACCAGCAGCAGAGAAAAACUAAUUACAUAUCAUUUUCUUGCCCCGUACACACUUGUGAGGCGAGCAAAAAGAUUACAAUAAAUUUUAAAAAUGAGGGAAAUCGUGCACAUCCAGGCCGGUCAGUGUGGCAAUCAGAUCGGUGCCAAGUUCUGGGAGGUGAUCAGUGAUGAACAUGGCAUCGACCCCACCGGCACCUAUCAUGGGGAUAGCGACCUGCAGCUGGACCGCAUCUCCGUGUACUACAAUGAAGCCACAGGUGGCAAAUAUGUUCCUCGUGCUAUCUUGGUGGAUCUAGAGCCUGGGACCAUGGACUCUGUUCGCUCAGGGCCUUUUGGUCAGAUCUUCAGACCAGACAACUUUGUUUUUGGUCAGUCUGGGGCAGGCAACAACUGGGCCAAGGGCCACUAUACAGAGGGGGCCGAGCUGGUUGACUCGGUCCUGGAUGUGGUUCGGAAGGAGGCUGAGAGCUGUGACUGCCUGCAGGGCUUCCAGCUGACCCACUCACUGGGCGGGGGCACCGGCUCUGGAAUGGGCACCUUGCUCAUCAGCAAGAUCCGUGAAGAGUAUCCUGACCGCAUCAUGAACACCUUCAGUGUGGUGCCCUCACCCAAAGUGUCCGACACUGUGGUUGAGCCCUACAAUGCCACCCUCUCCGUCCAUCAGCUGGUGGAGAACACUGAUGAGACCUACUGCAUUGACAACGAGGCCCUUUACGACAUCUGCUUCCGCACCCUCAAGCUGACCACGCCAACCUACGGGGACCUGAACCACCUCGUCUCGGCCACCAUGAGUGGUGUCACCACCUGCCUUCGCUUCCCUGGCCAGCUCAAUGCUGACCUCCGCAAGCUGGCAGUCAACAUGGUGCCCUUCCCACGUCUCCACUUUUUCAUGCCUGGCUUUGCCCCUCUAACCAGCCGUGGAAGCCAGCAGUAUCGGGCCCUCACUGUGCCGGAGCUCACCCAGCAGGUCUUCGAUGCCAAGAACAUGAUGGCUGCCUGUGACCCCCGCCAUGGCCGGUACCUCACUGUGGCUGCUGUCUUCCGUGGGCGGAUGUCCAUGAAGGAGGUGGAUGAGCAGAUGCUCAACGUGCAGAACAAGAACAGCAGCUACUUCGUGGAAUGGAUCCCCAACAAUGUCAAGACGGCUGUCUGCGACAUCCCACCCCGUGGCCUCAAGAUGGCGGUCACCUUCAUUGGAAACAGCACAGCCAUCCAGGAGCUGUUCAAGCGCAUCUCAGAGCAGUUCACUGCCAUGUUCCGCCGGAAGGCCUUUCUCCACUGGUACACAGGUGAGGGCAUGGACGAGAUGGAGUUCACCGAGGCUGAGAGCAACAUGAAUGACCUCGUCUCCGAGUACCAGCAGUACCAGGAUGCCACCGCAGAAGAGGAGGAGGAUUUCGGUGAGGAGGCCGAAGAGGAGGCCUAAGGCCGAGUCCCCAUCACCUCAGGCUUCUCAGUCCCCUCCGCCUUCUUCCUCAACCGCCCCUUUCCUCUCCCUCAGAAUUUGCGUUUUCUGCCUCUGUCUUUUUUUUUCUUUUUUGGGGGGGGGGUUCUAGAACAGUGCCUGGCACAUAAUAGGCGCUCAAUAAAUAUCUGUUGUUUGUUGAA
Molecule: messenger RNA, 1692 nt
Organism: Balaenoptera ricei (Rice's whale)
Lineage: Eukaryota; Metazoa; Chordata; Mammalia; Artiodactyla; Balaenopteridae
Gene: TUBB
Product: tubulin beta class I
Exons: 4
Coding region: 176-1510 (444 amino acids)
Biological process (GO): microtubule cytoskeleton organization; mitotic cell cycle
Cellular component (GO): microtubule; cytoplasm
Molecular function (GO): GTPase activity; GTP binding; structural constituent of cytoskeleton
Source: RefSeq, a predicted model, not a curated record